Messenger RNA from Benincasa hispida (wax gourd), 2489 nucleotides. RefSeq names its product Leucine-rich repeat protein kinase family protein (gene MEE62). Lineage: Eukaryota; Viridiplantae; Streptophyta; Magnoliopsida; Cucurbitales; Cucurbitaceae. Gene Ontology annotation, biological process: protein phosphorylation. Gene Ontology annotation, molecular function: protein binding; protein kinase activity; ATP binding. The record is from RefSeq and is a predicted model, not a curated record.
CCUUCAUAUAAUAUUUCCCAUCUAUAUAUAUAAACAAAUAUAAUAUUUGCUUCUCAGUUCUCCCUACUUCCCUCCCACUCCAACUCCCACUUCACUUCCUUCCAUAAAAUGCAGCUUUCUACCUCUUCCUCUAAUUUCUCUAUCUCCACUGUGCAUGUGAGAGCUUGAACAGAGAAACAAAGAAAAAACAUGGCAACUUUUUGUUUUUGCAGGAUUCUGAUUCUCAUGGCGCUCAUGUUUUCUUUUGUUGACUCUGCUUGCAACACUACAGAUACCCAAUUCGUUUCCAAGGCUUUUCACUCUGUUUCCGCCUUCAAUCUCUCUUGGAUUGUUCCUAGCUCUGUGAAUUUCACCAACUGCUCUGUUCUAGACAUCAACCUCCCGUCCAAGAAUCUCACUGGAAUUGUUUCUUGGAGGUUCUUAAGAAAUUUGACCCACUUACGCUCCAUUGAUCUUUCUAGAAACUCACUCGAAGGCUCUGUUCCGAACUGGCUGUGGGGAAUCCCCACUUUGGCUCAUGUCGAUCUUUCCCAUAAUCGAUUUGGAGGAACUGUUGGGUUUAAGUUAUCUAAUUCCAGUCAUGUCUUUCCUUCUUCCAUUCGGGUUCUUAAUCUUUCCAACAACAGAUUCUCUAAUACGGUUCGCCUCUCUGGUUUUUCAAAGCUGGAAAUUCUGGACCUCUCGCGAAAUAAUCUGCGGAAUCUUCCAUUUGGGUUGGAGAGGCUUUCUAAUUUGAAGCACUUGGUUGUUUCGAGGUGUAACAUUUCUGGGAAUUUGAAGCCCAUCUCUGUUCUUCAUUCGCUUGAGUAUUUAGACGUUUCGGGUAAUUCCAUGACCGGUAAUUUUCCGUCGGAUUUCCCUCCGCUUAAUGGAUUGAAGUUCUUGAAUGUUUCAUUAAACAAGUUUAAGGGAGUGAUCAACUCCGAAAGCUACAAGAAAUUUGGGAAAUCAGCAUUUGUUCAAACUGGGAUUACUUUACUUCAAAUCAAAACGAAUUCCAAAAACAGAGGUAACACGAAUCCUCCACAAUCAUCGAAACGCCCUCAUCAGAACAAUACCAUCCAAUCAGACGUACCCAAUAAAGAACCAGCGAAAAAAGCCAAACCCAAAUCGAAAACGAAGCCACUGAUUCUUGCCCUGUCGUCUGGGACAGCAGGUUUGUUUUUAGCAGCGGCUGCUUUAGCGAUAUGGAGACGAAAAAGAAUUAUGAAGCGAAAAAACAAAUGGGCAAUCUCCACGCCCGUUCAAGUCCAAUUCAAGAUGGAGAAAUCUGGGCCGUUCGCUUUCGAGACCGAGUCAGGAUCAUCCUGGAUCGCAGACAUCAGAGAACCAUCUUCAGCUUCAGUGGUGAUGUUCGAGAAGCCGUUGAUUAAUCUCACCUUCAAGGACUUGAUUGCUGCCACGUCACAUUUCGGUAAAGAGUCCCUUCUCGCAGAGGGAAGGUGUGGGCCGGUGUACAGAGCUGUUCUUCCCGGAGAUAUCCACGUGGCGAUUAAGGUCCUUGAAUCCGCUAGAUCCGUCGCUCGUGAUGAGGCUGUAGCCAUGUUCGAAGACCUUUCCACACUGAAGCAUUCCAAUUUGUUACCGCUUUUUGGUUACUGUAUUGCAGGUAAAGAGAAAUUAGUAUUGUACGAAUUCAUGUCCAACGGCGAUCUCCACCGGUGGCUUCACGAGCUUCCGACCGGCCAACCCAAUGUGGAGGACUGGAGUACCGACACGUGGGAAAUCAACAACAAUUCCACUAGUGGGUCCCAUUUGUCGUUACCGGAGAAGUUAGGAUGGGUGACGCGCCACCGCAUUGCAGUGGGGAUCGCGCGUGGGUUAGCGUAUCUCCACCACGCCGGAUCGAAACCGAUUGUUCACGGGCAUUUAGUGACGUCAAACAUUUUAUUGGCGGACGACUUCGAGGCUCGAAUCGGUGGGUUUGGGUUACGACAUGUCGGCGGGGGGAACUGCGACGACGGCGUUGAGAAAGAUGUGUACUGUUUUGGAGUGGUGUUGAUGGAGCUUUUGACGGGGAUGCCCGGCAGUGCCAACACGGUGGUGGGAGUGAGAAAAAUGGUGAGAGAGGGAAAAGCGUUAGAGGCGAUUGAUCCAAGAUUGCGACUCGUUGGCGGGGAAUCGGAGAUGGUGGAGAGCCUCCGUGUGGCGUAUCUAUGUACCGCGGAGACGGCGGCGAAAAGACCUACAAUGCAACAAGUCCUAGGGUUGCUCAAGGACAUUCAUCCCACACAACCCAGGGCAGACUAGUCUCAAUUGACUCAAUUACCCCUCGUCUGCUCGACAUAUUACAGGUUGUGCCACUAGUGAGUGAAAGAACGGUAAUGCCCAAAAGUACAUUUUGGAAUUGGCCAUGGCAUUCCCACUCUUAUUGUUGGAUAAUGUUAGUUAUAGUUACGCCCUCAAAUUUUCAUUAUAAAAUCUCAACCUUACAUUUACAAAUGUUAAAAUUGGACUCUAAAUGAUAAAACUUAAACUCUUAAACUUAA